CACCGCAGUGAACGGACGCGGAAUGCCUUGCUCCGUAGGGGCGGAUACAGCGGCCCUCGGCCGUGGCACCAGGUGUACGGAUAAGCCUUACCCGGAUUAUCAAGUUGUUUUGCCUCAUCUGCCUUCAGGUACAUCAGUUUUGUAUACAGUAUUUUUGCACGCGGAUAUUAAAACCAGGCCGUAUCGGGUCGAGCACUUUCGAGAUGCGCUCGCGCGUCUUGCACUGCUGCCGGAAGUGGUGGCCCUUGGCGCCUUCCAAAUGAACCAUGUGUGGGCGGUGACCUUCCGUGAUGAAGCUUCGAAGAAAAAGAUGCUUGCGGCAGAAACAUUCAACGUGAAAGACCAGCCCUGUGUCGUUUAUGAUCCCUGCAACCAAGGCAUCAGACUGAAGCUUUAUUGGCUGUUGCAUUUCGUUCACGACGACGAGGUUCGAGCAGCGUUAGCCCCUUACGGAAAGGUUACAGAUAUCGCCCGCGAAAAGUGGCGGGUACAGGGAUGUAAUGAUAAAGGGUCCACCACCCGUUUGGUGACACUCUUGCCAAAGCCUGGAAUUACAGUUGAAGACUUGCCUCAUCAGGUGCGCGUCGCGGAAAACUUAGCGCUCGUGCAUGUACCAGGAAGGCCCCCGUUAUGCCUCCGGUGCAAUGGAACUGGACAUAUCAGGCGCGAGUGUCGCAUACCACGCUGUGCACUCUGCCGACGAUUCGGCCACGAAGAACAAGACUGCGUGCGAUCCUAUGCAGCGGUAACAAGUCCAGUUAAAGGCGACGAGAUGGCUGAACACAUAAUGGACCAUGCUGAUGCCGAUGCAGCAUCCCGAGCAACGACCGAAGAACCGGCGGCAGACAGCACACCCUCUGACGCGUCUCCACUUCAGGAAAACUCCACUGGGCCCGGCGACAGCCAAUCUGGCGAGGCAAAGAGCGUGCUGGUUGGGAAGCCGACUAAUGACCAAAACGUCAAUGAGAGAAAGGACGCGAUUUUAGUAAGCGCAUCAGUGACUACCGCGAAAGACGAGAACGAAGGCAUUGAGGAUGUUGAAAUGACAGCAGCCGCUAAAGCAGCUGCAAAGAGGCCUCGUGAGGCCACUGACGGAUCUCAAGCCUCACCCGAACCAUCGAGCAGCGGCGAGCCGUCGCCGAAGACCGCUAUAACGAGACGAAUGGGCCUCAAACCGAAGCCGAAGAUACCGCCUGAUAGGCGGUCGGCUUCAACAUCGACCCCGACUUAG
Dermacentor andersoni is the source of this 1231-nucleotide messenger RNA. RefSeq lists its product as uncharacterized. Gene Ontology annotation, biological process: activation of innate immune response. The record is from RefSeq and is a predicted model, not a curated record. Lineage: Eukaryota; Metazoa; Arthropoda; Arachnida; Ixodida; Ixodidae. Gene Ontology annotation, molecular function: double-stranded DNA binding; zinc ion binding; RNA binding.